Messenger RNA from Heterostelium album PN500, 105 nucleotides. RefSeq lists its product as uncharacterized. The record is from RefSeq and is a predicted model, not a curated record. Bases 1 to 105 code for a protein of 34 amino acids. The transcript has a single exon. Lineage: Eukaryota; Evosea; Eumycetozoa; Acytosteliales; Acytosteliaceae.
AUGGUUAGUAAAGCACAGAUAGGACUACUGUGUACAGUUGCAGGUGUUGGUGCACUCAUUGUAUUUAUUCAUAAUGAUCAAAAUGACGCUAGAUCCGUAAGUUAA